CUUCUCUCUUGGUCUAGCCAGCGUGGCGCCAAACUACGUACUACUCUUGUAGAACAGACAGAAAGGCGUCGUCUUCUGGUUGACUUAUCCAAUUGGCUUAACCUAGCCGAGGCCCGUGUUUCUAGUGAUCUGCAACUUACUAUAGAUACACAGGAUGAACAGAAUUCUGAGGCGAAAAUCUCUGUAGAUAAAGGUAUGGCUACUGCAGAUGAUAUGACCCCCAGAUUAAGCAUUUCUGUCAUUGACAAAGACAGCACUGAGGCUACUAUUCCAGAACCAGGUGACACUGCCAUUUUAAACCCAACUGAUAGAACAAAUGGUAAAAUAAGUCCAGGCUCGCGAAUGCCCGCUAGCCAACAGAUUGUCGUGCCACUGGAGCUAGUUAAUGAUUUAAUUCAAGUAAAUCAGCUCAUGAACGAGCAUACAGCCCUUGAGGCUGAGAUGAUGCAACGCCAGGCCCACUUUGAUCUUAUCCUACGCCAUGCCCGCCAUACCCAACCUGCAUCUCUUGCUCAUACCGAGGCUAAUGGAUGCCCAAAUUUGGGUCCUAUGCUGAAUAGCUUGGCGAGACGUGGCGUAAAUCAGGCAUUGACAACUUCGGGGGCAUCUGGAGGUCAGCAGCGUCCUGCCUCUCAAGUCCCUUCCGGGAUUCGGUCAAGCCUAGGUGAGCCCGUUUUUGUGAGUCCAAUUGUAGCCAGACUGCAGAUGCGCUGGCGUGCCCUCUGGCUACAGUCAAUGUCACGACGUGCCCGCCUUCAUAAUCGCCUUAAUUAUCUUGCCGAGAUGGAUCGAUUAAAGAACUUCACCUACGAGGCCUGGCGCCAACGUUAUGUAGCCUGGCUAACUGCGAAGAAAGCUCGUGUGAUUGACCUUUUCCAUCGAAAGGACAUCGACCGGGAUGGCCGGCUUAGUUUACAUGAAUUCGUUGAUGCUGUUAUAGAGUCGAGAUUUCCUACAACGCGCAUGGAAAUGCAACUAGUAGCCAGUGUGUUCGAUGCAAAUCAGGAUGGUUAUAUAGACUACCGUGAGUGCUUAGCUGCCCUGAAACCUCCCACAUCAAACCAGGAAGGUGGGCCAUCUUCUGAUGGCGUUGGAGACAAUAUAGAAGGUGUAGUGAUCCAAGACGAGGUGAAACGUCAAAUCGGUCUAUGCACUUGCCACAGCACUUAUCGAAUCUUUCAUGUGCGCUCGAAAUCAUACAAAGCCUACCAAUAA
Molecule: messenger RNA, 1215 nt
Organism: Protopolystoma xenopodis
Lineage: Eukaryota; Metazoa; Platyhelminthes; Monogenea; Polystomatidea; Polystomatidae
Source: the annotation of a GenBank genome assembly